Jatropha curcas is the source of this 1490-nucleotide messenger RNA. RefSeq names its product aspartic proteinase CDR1. NCBI's taxonomy places the organism in Eukaryota, Viridiplantae, Streptophyta, Magnoliopsida, Malpighiales, Euphorbiaceae. Gene Ontology annotation, cellular component: extracellular region. The record is from RefSeq and is a predicted model, not a curated record. Gene Ontology annotation, biological process: proteolysis. Gene Ontology annotation, molecular function: aspartic-type endopeptidase activity.
UUUACAUCACCUCAGUCAUGACACCCUCUAUUGUUUUAGCCAUUUUUACACUGGUUCUCUCUUCUAUUAUCUCCUCCAUUGAUGCUUCCUCUAAAGGUGGUUUCAGUGUAGAACUAAUCAAUAGAGAUUCUGUAAGUUCUCCUUUCUACAACCCAGAUGAAACUGAUACUCAAAGAUUAGCUAAUGCUCUUCAUCGAUCAAUGAGUCGUGUUCAUCGAUUUACCCAAACAAUCUCCACCACGAGUGCUCAGUCCGAACUGAUCUCGGCUCAAGGUGAAUAUCUUAUGAGAAUUUCAAUUGGAACUCCUGCUUUUGAAAUUUUGGCCAUCGCUGAUACAGGAAGUGACCUGAUAUGGACUCAGUGUGAGCCUUGUGAAGAGUGUUAUGAACAAGACGCUCCUUUGUUUAACCCAGAAAGUUCCUCUACAUAUAGAGACUUAUCUUGCAGUUCGAGCUCAUGUAAACUCCUCGGUGAAGAAUCAAGUUGCUCCCGCAAUGGUACUUGUCACUAUUCAUAUUCCUAUGGAGAUAAGUCUUACACUAAUGGAAAUGUUGCUGCUGAUACUAUAACUUUAGGUUCAACGACAGGUCGUUCCGUUGCACUUCCUAGAUCUAUUUUUGGUUGUGGACAUGAUAAUGCUGGAACUUUUAACAAAAAAGAUUCAGGUAUUAUUGGCCUUGGAGGCGGAUCCGUUUCUCUUAUUUCUCAACUGGGUUCCCAGAUUGAUGGAAAAUUCUCUUACUGUUUGGUUCCAAUCUCAUCUACAACUGGAACUUCAAGCAAGAUUAAUUUCGGACAGAACGGAGUCGUUUCAGGUCAAGGAGUGGUAUCUACGCCGUUAGUAUCCAAAAAUCCUGACACCUUCUAUUUUCUUACACUAGAAGCAAUAAGUGUUGGAAAUAAAAGAAUAGAGUUUGAGGGUUCUUCAUUUGGAACUACUGAAGGAAACAUAAUCAUAGACUCUGGAACUACAUUGACAUUAGUCCCACCAGAUUUCUUCUCAGAACUGUCAUCGGCAAUUGAUGAUGUUGUCAAGGGGACACGAGUGGAUGACCCAAAUGGAAUUCUUAGCCUUUGUUAUAGUUCUAUAUCUGAAGUCAGUCUUCCUACGCUUACAGUUCAUUUUAGCGGUGCAGAUGUGAAGCUCAAUCCUUUGAAUACGUUUGUUCAGGUUUCUGACGGCGUUGUUUGCCUCGCUUUCGGUUCAAUUGAGUCUGGUGCAAUAUAUGGGAAUUUGUCGCAGAUGAAUUUCUUGAUUGGCUACGAUCUUGAAGAGAAGACGGUGUCGUUUAAACCAACUGAUUGCACUCAGCAUUAAUGUUAGAGGUUAAUGUGUUUAUGCAUGGAAUUGAAGCAGGGUUGUGUUUCUGUUUGUUAAAAUAAACAAAAUUUCUACUGAGUGUUAUUGUCUUUUCGAGUAAUUUAACGACAUGGAAUAUUGUAAUUCGUUUCAUAUUCAAAUCUAUUUUUCAGUCUUCCUUUUUUUUUU